UGGUCAGCCAGAACACAAAAUACUCAAGCUACGGCCAACAAGGAAACCCACCACACAUCAUGGCUGUGGGGAUUUUCCGCUGUGUCUCUCCUAUUGAUGUUUUUUCUAUAAUUAUUAUUUGUAUAGCAAUUUCACAGAGGAGCCCAUAUCAUGGCUUGGGACUGCGCUCUUCUAGGUGCGAUACAAACACUAAGACCCUUUCUCAAAGGGGUGAUCUCCAACCCAUGGUCCCCACUGUGUCCUCUCAGGGAGAUUAAGGUCAGAGAUGCACUGUGUCCUGUAGCCAGAGCAGAGAGCUACAAGAGAGAGCUCCUGGCUGCUAAUGUACCUUUGCCACAGGCCCAGUUUUGGUCUGUAACACAGCACCCAAUUUAAGCGUGCCUCUGUUUUUCCACCUACAACAUAAAGAUAGCAGUAGUUCUUUGCCUCAACCUAGGAGUAGGUUGUGAAGUGUAAUUUUUACGGAGUAUACUGUAAUCUGCAAUCCAAUCUUCAAUCUGCCGUCCCAUCUCUACAUUCAGUGGCAGAGACUAUCUCACAGUAAGUUUUUCUGCUUAGCCCCCUCCACAGCUAUGUGUUUUCCCCAGAGUUGAGAUCCAUCAGGCGCCUAAACGCACACAACCACUCCCUGCUCUUCAGUUGGCUGGAGGGACCUUUGAGAUGAACUCUGUCUCCCUAGUUGAAGAGUUUUAAUUCUCAUCACUGCUGCAUACAGGGCUGAUGUGCUGGGGAAACAAAUGAGAAAUUACCCCCCAAACCACAGAGAUUUACCUGCUGUUUUUCUGUGUUUCUGCCCAGGCAGUGAAUGGAAAAUGCCACGUUCUUUUUUGGUGAAGAGCAAAAAGGCUCAUACCUAUCAUCAGCACCGCUUUGUGGAAGAUGACCUGCCUAUACUCAUGUGGGAUCCAAUAACCUCUCCCUUCACUGCCAUAGGAGACAAGACACCGGAGGAUACCAAGAAACAGGACCUAGAAUGCCUGGUUCCAAAACAAGAAAAGGACCCAUCUGAACUGAAGGAAGAAAGUGUCCCUGUCCAGUACCUGAGCAGGAUGCUGCCAGGCCCUUCAGCUCAAGAGAUGGCCAUCCCAGGUCUGCAGAUCAAAGACUGCAGUAACACGACAAGCACCCCUACCUUCUACAAAACCGGCUUUUCUUGGGAUGCUUUCCAUUUGCCAUACAGCUACCGACAGAUGUCUUCUACCAUGCAGUCAGCCCUCUUAGAGCACCCAGUUAGCCUGUACGGAAGCCACCUCCUGCCAAGCACCGAGCCCCCUCUGGAUUACAGCAUGCAUUACUCCUCGGACAUGGAGACCUACCACUGUGUGAAGUGCAACAAGGUAUUCUCCACUCCCCAUGGACUGGAGGUCCAUGUCCGAAGGUCUCACAGUGGGACCCGACCUUUUGCUUGUGAAGUAUGCGGCAAAACCUUUGGACACGCUGUAAGCCUGGAGCAGCACACCAAUAUUCACUCCCAGGAAAGAAGUUUUGAGUGCAAGAUGUGUGGGAAGACAUUCAAACGUUCCUCCACCCUCUCCACUCAUCUCCUGAUCCAUUCAGACACACGGCCCUAUCCCUGCCAGUACUGUGGCAAGCGCUUCCACCAGAAGUCGGAUAUGAAGAAACACACUUACAUCCACACCGGGGAGAAGCCCCACAAAUGCCAGGUAUGUGGCAAAGCCUUCAGCCAGAGCUCCAACCUCAUCACUCACAGCCGCAAGCACACAGGCUUCAAGCCCUUCAGCUGUGAGCUCUGUGCCAAGGGCUUCCAGCGCAAAGUGGAUCUACGGAGGCACCGAGAGACCCAACACAGUCUCAAGUGAGGGACGGCUCCAGGUGUCUUCUGGAGCUCCCACUGCCAGUGCAUGCUCCAGGGAAGAAGAAUCUCCCUGGCAUCUCCAUCCAGCGUGUGGCUGCCCACCUCAUAAAGCUCAUAUAGCAUCCUAUGUUCCCCUGGGGACUGGAAAAGUCAUGUUACUGGCUUUGGUGUUCUGGCACUCCAAAGCCUUGCACAUCCCAGUAGGUGACAAAGAAAUGUGUGGGAGCUCUCACUUUUCAAUUACAGCAGGUACCAGCCCGGAUCUGACAUCACCUGCUCAAGUGCAAAUCCAGAGAAAUUCCUCCAAGAUCACCUUUACUCUGGAUUUACACCGUGUGCAGAAUCCAGUUCAUCAGACUGACCAGCAGCGAGGUGGGAACUCCUGGGCUAAUGGCAGCAACAAUCUGUGCCAAGCUAGUGCUGUAACCAUGUUCUGCUUUGAUGGUUAGGAAGAUAAGGCUAGGGCAUGCAAAUAGAUUGCAUUCAGUGAGCUGUGUUCAACCUGGACAGGGCUUCUGCAGAGACUUGCCCAGGUCAUAAAUUCUGGCAACAGACACCUAAAGUAAUUUUCUUUCAGCGGAGCAUUUACUGUGAUCAAAUGACAAGUUAACUGUGUUGUAUUUUUAGCUUGGAGUGGGAGGAAAAUACUGAAAAAACAGCUCCUAUCCCUAGCUGAUAGCAGGGGUCUCUAAAUGCAUUCCUCAUACGUACCAUGCUGCGGAGAUCCCGGGGUUAGUGGCAACCAAGCAAGCUCCAGGAAGAGCCAAGUCACAGCACUAGGCAUAAGCUAACAAGCCCCAUGUCUCAGUACCAUGCGAGAGAGACUGGCUGCUCUUGGAAUCCAGGCUGGUAUGUCCCACAAUAGUUCACUGCAUGCUGGACAUACCAACUUGGAGCUGUCCUGGGCAAUCCUGUGUCACUGUAUGGUCAGGAAUGGCCCUUGGAUAUCAAUGUCGAGGGCCAGAGUUCUGCUUUCCAGCGACUCUUAAAGGAGGAAGUGAUCUAGACUGUACACAUUGGCAUAGUAUGCAAGUACCUUACAAAUAUUAUACAGAGAAGUGGUAUUUCCUCCUUUUUCCAGGUCUAGGGGUUGAAGCAAAGCACUGGAACAAGUAAAGAGCCAGUUUCCCUCCAAGCUCUAAGUUCUCACUAUAUAACCUUUGGCAAGUCACUGCACUGGGCUUUUUUCUCCACCCCUCCUGGUGAUGUGGAGUCAUUCACUCAGGUUUGUAGAGUCCCUUGAGUUCUUAACAGGAAGGACAAAGUAUUAUUAUAGCAUUAAAAAGCCAAGCGCUUUCAGUUAAGCAGGGCAUUGUAGCAGCACACAGCCCACUCCGUAACUACAUCCCUGAACACAUGGCCUUGGACAACGACACUGGUGGGAAGCAGCCUGAAGAACAGGCUGUGGCACUAGCCAUUUCACUCCAAAUGCUUGUGAAGGAAGGCUGCCAUCACGGGCAAAGAAGAAACAUCCAAGUGGAAAAUUCAUUUACUGCCAGGAGAGGUCUGUCCUACCCUCAGUUACACUGCUGUAAAUCCAAAGCCAUUUUUCUAAGACCUAAAAUGUAGUUGCCCCUGUUUUAUGCUGUGCCUAAGCUGUUAGUUGUUAAUAUGCAUUCUGGAAGCUCAAAACAGAGUCUGUACUCCUGGCUUUACUUGUACACUGUAAAUAUGUAUUUAUACUUAUUCUAAUGUAUAUUUUUAUUGCACUAUACCAGACAGUGACAACAUGUACAGGCCUGCUGGGAUUUAUCUGAUAAAUCUGUUCCCUCUUGGUAACUGGGCUAACACAGUGUAUUUCAUGUUAAAACCAUCCAUUUCAAGAAAUGAAAUAUAUAUAUACACCUCACUCUGGAGAUUCAGGCAGUGGGGAUGGAGGGGCAAAGGAGAAGGGAAAGAGUACAACAUUGCCCAUACAGUUCAAGUGGAACUAAAGAUGGAAAUUCAUAUGCAGAACAGGGCUCCCAUCAGGAACAAAGCUCCCAAACUUAGACAUGAAAGAAGUCAGAUCCAGGGAGCAGGGGCCUGUUGGCUACAGAACAGCCACGAACAACGCUCAAAGCCUGGGAUCAGGGGACAUUGAUCUUCAGAGACAGAUUCGUGCAGAGUCCCAGACAGGCAGCAAGUCAGCUCUCCAGAGCAAGAGGGCUGUGCCACCACAACCACAUCAGAUGACACGGGAUUGUGUACCAGCAGAUGGUGUUACCGAAGCCCCCAUUAAAACUCUGUUGGCCUUUCCUGGGUCAUGCCAGAACCUGGUCAGGACAGGGACUCCCAGGGAAGGUGUAUAACCUGUGACGGAACUGGGCUUAGGGAACUGGUCCCCAGCUCCUGACCAUGACACCAGGCAUGCACGCACACACAUGUGAACGCUCUCACACAUGUACACAUGCACAAGCCUUACUCAAGGUAAAGUAAUUUCAGCUUAUUAAAACCGCUGCCAAAACUGUGUUGUUAUUCCCCUUGUACCCCACAAAUCUGCAAACAGAAUAAUUUAAAGAGCAUGUCAGCGUCUGAACUGCUCAGGAGUGAAUACCCUCCAGCCCCAAAACACACGGGCACACCAGUACAGACUUCCCUGUCUGUGUCCUGGGGACAGCAGGUGUGUCUGACUCAUCUGAACCUCCCCAAUUUUGGCCAUUCGGGGGGGGGGGGGGGGGGGGGGGGAAGUGCUGGCACACACUGAUCAGCACUGUGGCAAGACUGCUUGUAAAACCGCUCAUAAAAACAAAUCAGACAGCUGGUUCUUCUGAGCCUGCUGAACAAGGGCUACUGUAUCCAUUAGAUUUCCAUUCCUAUCUUUGAUUUCCAGGGUACAGAGGAGGUAUAACCUUCAACGGGCAGCUGGGGUCUCCUGUCCUAAGGCUGUGCUUCUCCAGCCUGCUUCUCCCUCCUAACAAAGCACAGAUCACCCCAGUCCUGUCUUUUAUUUCCCCAGGACUCUAGGGCAGGCAGCUGCUUUCACCAUUUUUGCGAUUUCUGAGCCCAGAGAUUACUGAAGAGCAGUUACACUGGAGAAGACAGUGUCAGCCUUACACUUACAUUUGUGAGGAGCCUGGAGAGCACAUCCCCAGGAGACGCAAGGACUGCUUUAGAUGGAUGGGCAGCAAGUAGAGAAACACACUGGGAUGGCCUUAGGCAGCGUGCUGCCGCAGAGCCAUGCUCAGGAAAACAUGUCUGUGGCCAAAGCAACCUGGGGGGGGGGCAGGCUGACCCACUCCCACAGGCACUGGGAGUGUAUCUCCAGAAACACAGGCUGUGGAUGGAGGCCAGCUGGCAAAGGCACCUGUGAGACAGUACAGCCAGAGUCAGGAGGUGACCUGGGACGGGAGGAAGAGCAGAGGGAAUUAACUUAGAGUUGCCACUAAGGCACUACAGUUUCUUCCCCCAGAGUAACAAGGUGCCACUUUCAGACCCCUGGGUAACACUGCCUGAGCCCCAUCCUUCCUUUAGGACUAUGGAUGUCAGCAACCCAAAAGAAAAACUAGGCAGAGCCCCACAGCCCCUUGUUCACUGCAACCCCUGAUCAGGGAGAGCCGUUUCCCGAGGAAGAGGAUGGAAGGACCCAGCUUGGCUCUGCUCCGGAGCAAACAGCGGCACCCUGCAUGGUUCCCCGGGCUUUCAUCUGCACCCCCUGAAGCUCUGGAAAUGCAGGUGAAGGAGCGAGGAAGGAAGCAGUUCUGGCAUUCCCCAAACCUCGCCACGCCAGGCUGGGGGAGAGCCUUCCCCUCCCAACACGGCACCAGCCACGGGCAGGCCUGCUGCAUGGAGCAGGCAAAGGGCUUCCCUGAUCCUUGCAGCUACUGAAUCCACACAAGGGUUACCCAGGGAUGCUCAGCACCUGUCAGGAUCAGGCCAUGGUCGUCACCAACUCCAAACACACCUGGCCUCGCUCUCCAGCCAUGCAAAUCUUCCCCAGUUCUGACCACUCUGGAAACAACCCCUUUCCCACCAUGUCCCCUUGCAUCAAAAAAAUAUUCUCGUCAGUCAAUCAAGGAAACAGAUAACAAAAAGCAAAAUCUCAACUAAUCUUUGUGGCUGAAGAAAGAGCUGAUUGUUUUUGCCUCUCUCUGAGCCCGCCCUGUAUCCUGCACUUCCCCAGUCCUCUUCACACCUUCUUCCCUUUAUUGCCAGGGAAAGAAAAUCCUGGUCUUUGGGCUGUUUUGUUUAGCAAAUGAGGGACAUGCAAAGCAAUAACCCUGGGCAUCUGUCAGAAGGAGAGAGGUGCCUCUGUGUCUUCCAGACAGCCUUCAGGCGCUGAGAGCAGCAGCCCAGAAAUACUAUGAUCAAGGGUAGAUUUAAGUUUGGACACAGGAUGCAUCUUUCUCUUCCUAAUGAAGACAGAGGCACAGAACACCUGCAGGAAGCAGAGGUGUGUUCCCAGCUAGCACAGCAUUAUGCUGGAGCUUAUCUUCAGGUUGUAUUAACCUCCAUGGAGUGGAAUAAUAAAGAAGGCAAAACCCUGAAGUUUUCACGUGGUGUUGGCAAUGGUUAGGGAAGGCCUGAAAGGAGCUGAGAGGAAGGACAGGGAAGAAUUAGGCUCCAGUUGGGUACAUGUUUUAUUGGAAAAAAAAUUACUCGCUGAGUCCAGUUGCUUCCUGCCCUAGACCUCCUGAGAAAGCAUUUUCAGUGAAAAAAGAUAAGAGCAGAGUCCCUUGUCCUCGCAGCAGGUCGUUCCCCCAGGGCCACACAGCCGUAGGUGAUGGGGACACACCAGCAGGUUAGUUCUAACCCAUCAGCACAGCACACAAGGGGAAACCUGAAAGCUUUAGACAAUCUCCCAGAAAUAGCUGCAUACAUACGUUUCCUUGUGAACAUUCCUGCCUGCCGUUAAGGGCCUAACUUGGGAACAGAUAGGGAGCUUGACCUGCAAGGCUGCUACAGAAUAAAAAAAGCACGCCCCACACAAUUUUUUAUCACUUAUUCUGCUCACAAAGCAGAGAUGUUUUUCCACUUUUGCCCUGGAAUAGCACAUGCACACGGAGAAUACAACCCAGAACAGCCACACCAAAAUUAUUCAAUGACAGUUAAAUCAGUCAGUUGCCUCUGUGCUGGAUGAGACCUAAGAAAAUGCAGAUCCCUGCAGAGUUCCUGACCCACCAUCUUUUAACUAACAGUCACCAUGGACACACUGAUCUUAAGGCUGCAACCCUGAACCGAGACUUGAGAUCUGUCACACGUUUCCUGCAUGACCUCAGGCAAGCCAUGAGCGCUGGAUUUCUGAAGUUGUUCAACACACUGUGAAGCUCACAGAAAGCUUCACCCCAUCUGUGAGAGGAGGAUAAUUCCCCCUCUCCUCUUCAUUUCACUUGUUUAUUUCAACGGUAAGAUAGUCAGGAACAGGACUGCCCCUCCUUAUCUUCUACAUACAGCACCUCGCACAAUGGAGCCUUGAUCUCGGCUGGAACGCCCAAGUGCUACUGCGAUACUAAUAACGAGCAAUAGAAACUUAAUUCGGCAAAGCAACCUAAUUCUGUAACUGGCUUAGAAAGAAAUCCUCUAAGCGUGCACAGCGAGACCCCUACAUUAAAACCACUAAACUGCCAGAUGAGCAGAGAAACAGGGCAAGCAGAAACACCGAGAGGAUAAACCAGCCAUGUGCAGCAUUUCCACCGGUGAGCAAUAUUCCAGGGAGAGAGGUAGACCUGGGUAUGGAUGCUACGAACAUCCCACUUGAUGCCCUCAUUUUAAAGGUGUUGCUUCAAUACAAGCAUUUUUCAAUCUGGUCCUUGGGCUGAUUUUGACCUGUUGGCCGAAGGGUGAUCUGUGUUCACCGUACCAGAUGGCAAGGCAGGCAGAGAGCAGAGUCCCUACGAAUGGGGAAAUCUGAGGCUGGGGAGGAGCUGAGCAUGCACUGGGCUUAGCUUUGGUCUGAUAAGUUUAUCAAGCACUGCCGGCUGCUAACUGUCAGCCGGCAAAGCGGGCCUGUUAGGGAGGAGGAACAGCUCCCAGGGCAAGAUAGGACAGCCCAUGCCUUAUCGGAGUGCCUGAACCAAAGAGAGAACUGGAGAGUGAGCACUUUCCAACCACUUCAUCUGAACAACAGACAGAUUGGCAGGAAAGGCCUGUCAGCCCUUUGCUUCUGCCACCCAGGCAUCAACAGGGAGCCCCCAUCCAUGCAAAUAACCCUG
Molecule: messenger RNA, 7947 nt
Organism: Harpia harpyja (harpy eagle)
Lineage: Eukaryota; Metazoa; Chordata; Aves; Accipitriformes; Accipitridae
Gene: GFI1B
Product: growth factor independent 1B transcriptional repressor
Exons: 6
Coding region: 738-1820 (360 amino acids)
Biological process (GO): regulation of transcription by RNA polymerase II
Cellular component (GO): nucleus
Molecular function (GO): RNA polymerase II cis-regulatory region sequence-specific DNA binding; DNA-binding transcription factor activity, RNA polymerase II-specific
Source: RefSeq, a predicted model, not a curated record